This is a messenger RNA of Fusarium coffeatum, 1305 nucleotides long. RefSeq lists its product as uncharacterized. Lineage: Eukaryota; Fungi; Ascomycota; Sordariomycetes; Hypocreales; Nectriaceae. The coding region runs from base 1 to 1305 and encodes 434 amino acids. The record is from RefSeq and is a predicted model, not a curated record. Gene Ontology annotation, cellular component: plasma membrane. The transcript is spliced from 3 exons.
AUGUCAAGUCAAGAAAAGGAACCCAAGCCUAAAAGAGGAUUCAUCGGUUGGGUCAAAAAAGCGACCAAUAUCAUACUUGCUCAGUAUCUUGUCAUUGGAUUUGCAAUUGCCUGCGUAUUAGGGUAUUUCUUUCCGUCGGUUGCACGACAUGGAGGCGUCAUCCGCUCAGAGUACAGCGUUCUUUAUGGCGCCGUCGCAUUCAUCUUUCUUGUCAGCGGUCUGCAACUUUCGCCUGAGAAGCUUCGCAAGAAUGUGACGAAUUGGAGACUUCAUAUUUUGGUUCAUGGAAUUAGUUUUGCAGUUAUACCAGCUAUUGUACUUUCCAUUGUUCACAUCUCCAUCGCUGCUGGAGCCCUCAAGUCUCAAACCCCUUCGCCGCCAAUUCUCAUCGGUCUUCUCACGACAGCCUGUCUCCCAACUACGAUUGCCUCCAAUGUUGUCAUGACGCGGUCUUCAGGCGGAGACGAGGCCGCAGCUAUCAUCUCGGUUGUGAUCGGCAAUGUCGCCGGGUCGUUUCUUUCCCCGUUGCUCAUCUACGGCUUCUUUCCAACUGGCCACCCCGAAGUUUUUGAUGAUUGGCGCCCUGCUGAUCCGUCUACCCUGGGACACAUGUAUGCAGAUGUCGCUAAGCAACUGUGCCUCAGUGUUGUCUUGCCUCUCAUUGUCGGCCAGGCUAUCAGAUGGAAAUGGGAAGAGCGCACAGUCAAGGUUCUCACCACUCUCAAACUGGCCAAGGUAUCAACGAUAUGCCUUGUUCUACUUGUCUGGACCACAUUCUCUGGGGCUUUUGGUACCGGCGCGCUGAAUGAUCUAUCGACCAGCAAUGUCCUCUUCCUCGUCUUCAUGAAUAUUGCAUUGUAUGCCCUCUUUACCGUUAUCUGCUUCCUUCUCGCAAGGCCUCCGGAAAGACUUACCAGAAUGGCCUCUUCGUCUUGGUUGAGGGUCCUGUUUAAGCGCAUGACCAAAGAGCAGACUAUUGCGGUAUGUUUCUGCGGUGCGGCCAAAACCACAAGUUUGGGUAUCCCGCUGGCCAGCUCCAUGUGGGCUCGUGCCGAUGAUCUCACACGAGCGUAUAUCCAGAUACCAGUCUUACUGUAUACCAUUGAACAGGUUUUUAUGGCACAGGGGCUAGUAUACGUCUUCCGAUGGUAUAUGCGUCGCGAUGCAAAGAGGGAUGUCGACGAAGAAACAGAGCAGGAUAUCUCGGGAGAACAGCAGUCCAUGGCAACGCAGACGGAAACCGCUGGGAUUUCCAGAGAAAUUGUCAAUACAGAUACAGAAGGAAAAAUUCAGCACACGUCAUGA